CAACACAACAUCUUACUCUAUCGUUUGAACGAUGAUAGCAUGACAGUAAGGCAAUUUAACGAUCAUUCGGAUGGGGAUAAAUACCAGAACUAUUCAGGUCCACGGAUGGAUCUACCCAGCAAUUUCCUGACUUUUUUAUCAGAUUUGAAAUGCGCCGUGUCGAAAUCUCAAUUCGUAGCCCUAAACGAAAACCUGGAAAAUCUCUGGAAUCUUUCGCCUCAGGAACAAGCUAUUGAUAAUCAACGACAAGUUGAAGAAGACGUGGCUGCAGUCGAUAAGAAUACAUUGAUUGCCGUUACGCAGCAUUUGAUUUCGACACUAUGCGGUAUUUUGAAAGACGGAACAGCCUUUGGACACCAGAGCCAAGACUCAAUAACAACUACCUCACAGCCGAUAGAUGUUUUGAAUGCAUGGAAUCAGCAUCAUGAGUCGCUCUGCUUGGACGAUACGGAGGAGCCGUUCCUUUGGUUCACUGAAAUAAUUCGGGCGAGCAAAAACUGGGUUCGAUGGAUUUUGCAAAUAUAUCCUAUGAUUGCUCCGUCGAAUUCUGUUUCUUACCAAGCAACGCAACCAUUCCAAUCCAACGAAAUGUUGGAGUUCUAUAUGCUUCUCAUGGAUGGUUAUAUCAGCUUGAAAUUCGUCAACGCCAAAACUGGCGAGAACUUGGCGCGACACGCCUGCCAACUCCUCUUCUACGCAGUCUAUUCCCAAUCUCCACGCACUGACGACAAAGCACAACUGAGGUUCCAACAUUUGCGAGAACUUGAUUUCUUUGACCGAAUAUUGACCAUGCUGGGACAAGCUCAAACCACCGCCUUUGGAUUCGCGUUGGUGCAACUCAUUCACAACGUUAUGUAUUCUUUUACCGACGCCUCCAAAGCAUGGACGGAAUCGAAUAUAUUCUUGACCGCCACCGCUUGCUCGAAGUGUCCCUGGUUGUCCCAGAAGUCGAGUGAGCAUUAUACCUUUCCUAUCAUGCUCGAAUAUAUGUUAAUAUGGUGUCUUUCAUCGCAACCACCGUUGCCCAACAAUUUCGAGGAUCGCCGAGUAAAUAUAGUUGUUGAGGUCCUACGGACUUUCUAUGCGAUGCGUGCUGGAUCGAAGCUGACUGUGGAUUCAGCUCUUGCAAAUAUUCUGGUGCAACUGCUCCACUUAGAUAGUCAGAAAAAGCAGUGUAUGGAUUGUCAGAUCGCAGCUGUUCCUAUCUUGAUGGACGCCAAUCCAUCUUUGGGAGACUUUCUAGUUUCUAGGGAAUCCGUCGCGCCCUUGAUGCAUAUUUUGGAUAGUCAGAUGACGCUUGUUUUGAGGAGCAAUGAAAUGGACAAUGCCGGUGCGGCCAAAUUGACACCCAUUCUAGCUGUACUGUUCAGGUUUUCACAAGCCAACCUCAAGUUCCGGCAAUUAGUGAAAGCAUCAAUUUUUCCCAGGGAUCGAGAGACGACUUUCCAAGCAAUGGUCAAAGAGGCCGAAAAAGGAAUCGGUUCCACCAAAAAUAUGACACCAAUGGACGCCCCGUCCGGAACCUUGAGGGCCGGCCUUAUUCGUUUGCUUAGUUGGCCCCAGAGCCACAUAAAACGCUUUGUGGGCGAGUUACUUUGGAUUUUGUGUGCGAAUGAUUCCAAAGAAUUUUCCUAUCGCGUUGGAAUGGGCAACGCUCUUCCGUUUCUUGGCCUAAAAGGAAUUGUUGAGCUGCCACCGACUAUUCAUUCUUAA
Phaeodactylum tricornutum CCAP 1055/1 is the source of this 1713-nucleotide messenger RNA. RefSeq lists its product with no specific name. The coding region runs from base 40 to 1713 and encodes 557 amino acids. Gene Ontology annotation, molecular function: guanyl-nucleotide exchange factor activity; G-protein alpha-subunit binding. Gene Ontology annotation, biological process: G protein-coupled receptor signaling pathway. The transcript has a single exon. The record is from RefSeq and is a predicted model, not a curated record. Gene Ontology annotation, cellular component: cytoplasm. NCBI's taxonomy places the organism in Eukaryota, Bacillariophyta, Bacillariophyceae, Surirellales, Neidiaceae.